Eleginops maclovinus (Patagonian blennie) is the source of this 2280-nucleotide messenger RNA. RefSeq names its product ankyrin repeat and SOCS box containing 11 (gene asb11). Lineage: Eukaryota; Metazoa; Chordata; Actinopteri; Perciformes; Eleginopidae. The coding region runs from base 448 to 1332 and encodes 294 amino acids. The transcript has 7 exons. Gene Ontology annotation, biological process: protein ubiquitination; intracellular signal transduction; positive regulation of protein catabolic process. The record is from RefSeq and is a predicted model, not a curated record. Gene Ontology annotation, molecular function: protein binding.
GGAACAGGAGGUGAGAGCAAUGAGGUGCCAUGGCUUACAAUGGGGAUUCACAUAGCCUCGCAAUGAGUUACGAUUUACUGUAAGUUUUCAUUAAAUUAAGAUUCUGCAGUCGCACAUAUUUGGAAAGUUGGAAAAUACGUUAUCAAAGCAUAGAUUUUUCACCAAGUAUCUGUGCGCCGCUCUGCUUGUAGGUGUGUGCAUGCGCAUUUCUUAGUGCUUUAUUCAAGGUGUAUCAUCAGAACAGGCCCUUCCAAAGAACCAUUGUUAUGCUCAUGCUGUAGACUUUAUCCAUGGAAUGGGACAAGGGUGGGCGGAGGUGGCAAUGUGGGGGAGGUGGCCAAGGACCCAGAUAAGAGUGGGAAAAAGGAAGGCCGACUUCAGGUCUGUGUAUUCGAGUGAGCUUGAGUCCUGGUCAGUCGUGGACACGUCUUCUGUUUCAUUUACAUCAUGGCUGCAGUUCAGACUGAGGUUUCCCUGUGCACACAGCCUUGGCAGAGGCCCCUGUACAUCUACGGGGGGUUGGCAUGUAACUCACUGAUGGCUGAUUUCUGGUCUGACAGAACUCCUCUCCAUGAAGCCGCCUACCAAGGCAGGCUACUACACUUGAGGAGCCUCAUUACACAGGGCUUCCAUGUAGACACACUCAGUUUGGACAGAGUCUCUCCUCUCCAUGAAGCUUGCCUUGGCGGUCAUUAUGCUUGUGCCAAGUUCCUGCUGGAAAAUGGUGCAAAUGUGGAAGUAGUUUCAACAGAUGGCGCCACACCUCUCUUCAACUCUUGCAGCAGCGGGAGUGCCGCUUGUGUCAGGCUCAUGUUGCAGCACGGUGCCUCUACACACACCCCCUACCAUCUAGUAUCACCCAUACAUGAGGCUGCUAAGAAAGGUCACAGAGAGUGUCUGGAGUUGCUGCUGUCGUAUGGUGCUCAGAUCGACAUGGAGCUGCAGGUGGUGGGGACGCCGCUGUACUCUGCCUGCAUGGCCCAGGCCGCAGCCUGUGUCAGGGUGCUGCUGUACUCAGGAGCAGAUGUUCGAAUCGGGUGUGGGCAGGACAGUCCUUUACAUGCUGCAGUUCGAGGUGGAGGAGCAAAUGUUGUGGAUCUUAUGCUGGAAUUUGGGGCGAAUGGGUGUUGUAGGAACGCAGAGGGAAAGACUCCUCUGGAUCUGUCAUUUCCAAACAGCACAGUCAGAGUCGCAUUGCAGAAAAAAGGUCCCUGCUCUCUGUCGCAGCUCUGUCGCCUCGGUAUUCGUCGCAGUCUGGGAAGGAGUCGUUUUCACCGAGCCUCUGCCCUCUUCCUCCCUCACAGUAUCAAGGACUUCCUCCUCUAUCAAUGAGACGUCUGCCCUGCCACCUUGCCUCUUUGUGUGCCACAUGCUGAUUGACCUUCACAUUUGUGCUUUGUCCCUGGCUAACAAAUCAAGUGAAAAAAUGGACAUCCAGAGAACAUGCAAAGAAUGGGACUCAGUCAGUCAUCUGUAUCUUAUAGUAUUGUUGCUUUUAUUAUAAUUAUUGUUAUUCACUUAUUACUGAUGAAAUAUGUUGGAUACAAGCAUGAGAAGUUCCAAGACAAACAUAUUGCAGUUAAUUUGUGUCAGGUUUGGUAUUUUUAUACGUAUAAUGAAGUGUUUUCUAUUUCAUUUUCAUAAAUAGUACUUUAUUCCAAAACCUUUUAAAGGGUAACUCUUCAGAUUAUACAAACACAUAUUUUUACAGCAGUUGGAAAUACUACUGCAAAUGUGAAAAAAGUAGUAUUUUUGGCUCCAAAGACUGAGUGAGUUACCUCAUGUCACCUGAGUAUCUGUCCGUUAAGUACUUCAAGUUUGAAAAUGAAAAAGAUCUGGGGUUGUAAAGUAUGAAAGAAGAACACUCUCUGUGUCUACUAAGAGUAAAUUCUGUAUUUUGUAAAAAGUGUUUUUUUUAUAGAUUGUAAUGCUCUUUUGUAUUUUUAUUAUCUUCACUGUCAGAAAGCUGGACAAGUGAUUUCAUUCAGUAGGUGUUACUUCACUGUUUUAGCCUUUAUUGGCACCUAUUUUCACUAUUGCAAUUCCAAGACUGUAAGGCUCAGAUAUUGUAUAGAAGUUUAUAACCAGUAAUGUAAAGUUGUUUGCAGGCUUGAACUUUAACGUGCAGAAGUACAUUUGCAGUCAUUUGAGGACUUGCAAGCUGGUCUUCUACAUUUCUGUGAAUAUCACUAGCGUUGUUACCCUUCUAUUGGCACAUACUGAAUGUGUAUCAACAUCACUUCCUACAAUAAAUUCAGCUGACAUGAAGAUCCUGCCCUG